Molecule: messenger RNA, 936 nt
Organism: Xiphias gladius (swordfish)
Lineage: Eukaryota; Metazoa; Chordata; Actinopteri; Istiophoriformes; Xiphiidae
Gene: surf4l
Product: surfeit 4, like
Exons: 6
Coding region: 124-936 (270 amino acids)
Biological process (GO): Golgi organization
Cellular component (GO): membrane; endoplasmic reticulum-Golgi intermediate compartment; endoplasmic reticulum
Source: RefSeq, a predicted model, not a curated record
GGCAGCGGCAGAGCAUCAUCAUCAUCAUCCUCGGCAGGCCGCACCGGGACUCUCUCCACCGGACUUGAACCCGAGCUCAGCACCGUUUCCCCGCGCCGAAGUGCCUUAACAGCGGAGAAGAAGAUGGGCCACGGAGACCUGAUGAGCCAGGCGGAGGACGUAGCGGACCAGUUCCUCCGGGUCACCAAACACUACCUCCCCCAUGUGGCCCGGCUCUGUCUGGUCAGCACCUUCCUGGAGGACGGGGUCAGGAUGUGGUUUCAGUGGGGGGAGCAGAGCGAGUACAUCGACUCCACCUGGAGCUGCGGACGCUUCCUCGCCAACGUCUUCGUCCUGCUCAACCUGCUGGGACAGCUGGGUGGCUGCGUGCUGAUCCUCAGCAGGAACUUUGUUCAGAACGCCUGCUUCGCUCUGUUCGGGAUCAUCGCCCUGCAGACGGUGGCCUACAACAUCCUGUGGGACCUCAAGUUCUUAAUGAGGAACCUGGCGCUGGGGGGAGGUCUGCUCCUCCUCCUGGCCGAGUGCAGGGGGGAGGCUCGCAGCGUGUUUGCGGGAGUCCCCUCCCUCGGCCAUCAGAGUUCUCCGAAGCACCUCCUGCAGCUGGGAGGUCGAGUCCUCCUGGUCCUCAUGUUCAUGACGCUGCUGCACUUUGACCUGAGCCUGUUCAGUAUCCUGCAGAACCUGGUGGGUACGGCGCUGAUGGUCCUGGUGGCGGUGGGAUUUAAGACCAAGCUGGCGGCUCUGACUCUGGUGGCCUGGCUGCUCUGCAUCAACUUCACCUUCAACGCCUUCUGGACCGUCCCCUCAUACAAACCCAUGCACGACUUCCUCAAGUACGACUUCUUCCAGACCACGUCGGUGAUCGGAGGCCUGCUGCUGGUGGUGGCCCUGGGGCCCGGGGGGGUCUCUAUGGAUGAGAAGAAGAAGGAGUGGUGA